Cicer arietinum (chickpea) is the source of this 1800-nucleotide messenger RNA. Its product is annotated as probable aspartic proteinase GIP2. Lineage: Eukaryota; Viridiplantae; Streptophyta; Magnoliopsida; Fabales; Fabaceae. Gene Ontology annotation, biological process: proteolysis. The record is from RefSeq and is a predicted model, not a curated record. Gene Ontology annotation, molecular function: aspartic-type endopeptidase activity.
GUCUAGUCAUAGAAGUCAUCCCUACUUCCAAAGAAAGGAAAAGAUAAGAUAAGCACGUUAGCAUCACAUAGUGUUAUCGAGUCAGCAACCCCAAAACUACACAGUACAAGACAACAAAAGUAAUACUAAAAAAAAAAACAAAUCAAAACAAUUCAUUGCCCUUAUCCAUUCCCAACCCAUUUCUAUAUUUCUACCCAUCCGCGGCGACUCAAAGCCGACAACCCCCCUUUCCUUUCCUUCUUCAACUACCAUUUUCCAACCAACCAACCAACAACAAAAUUAAACUUUCACUCUCUUUUCCUUUUCCUUCUUCAAUGGCUUCCUUCUCUAUUUUCCUUCCUCUCUUUUUCUCUCUCCUUUCUCUUGUUUCUUCCUCCCCAAAUUCCCUCCUUCUCCCAAUCACAAAAGACACCACAACACUCCAAUACUUAACAACCCUUUCUUAUGGCACCCCUUUUCUUCCCACAAAACUCGUUGUUGAUCUCACUGGUUCACUCUUCUGGCUUCAUUGUUCCUCAAGAAAAACCCCUUCUUUUUCUCUCCGUACAAUCCCUCACCGUUCUCUUCAAUGCCUCACUGCAAAAACCAAUCAAACAUUUGAAUUUCCCAUAGAUCAAAACCACCCAUGUCAAAUUCUCACUGAAAACACCAUCACAGGUAAAGUAGCUACUGAUGGAAAACUUGUAGAAGAUGUUGUAGCUUUCAAAUCAACGAAAGAUUCAAUUUUUGAACAUGCCCAUGAUUUUCUCUUCACUUGUUCACAUACCCUUCUCUUGAAUGGUUUAUCAAGUGAUGCUAAAGGCAUUGUUGGUUUUGGUAGAUCUAGAACUUCUUUUUCAUCACAGGUUUUCAAUUCAAUCAAUUCACAGAGAAAAAUCACUUUUUGUCUCUCGUCUUCUUCUGGGUUUGUUCAACUUGGAAGCACAAGCACUGUUUUUGAGUCUUCAACAAAAUCUGAAAUUUUCAGAUCUUUGACUUUUACACCUCUUGUCGAAAGCCAAAACCAUGAAUCUUUCAUCAACGUGAAAUCCAUCAAAAUUGGUGGCAAAAAAGUGUCUUUUAACACCCCAUCAUUGUCUCAAGAGGGAAAUAGUGGAACAAAGUUGAGUUCUAUUGUGCCUUACACAACAAUUCAAAGUUCAAUCUAUGGCAACUUCAAAAGUGCUUUUUUGAAAGCUGCUUUUUCAAUGAACAUGACUAGAGUAACUUCAGUGGCUCCUUUUGAUGUUUGUUUUGAUUCUAAUGGAAUUGAUGAGUCAAAAGUCGGUCCUAAUGUGCCUGUUAUUGAUUUUGUUCUACAAAGUGAGAUGGUGAAAUGGAGCAUAUAUGGAAGAAACUCAAUGGUGAAGUUAAGUGAUGAUGUUAUGUGUUUGGGAUUGUUGGAUGGUGGUGUUGAACAAAAGAAUCCUAUUGUGAUUGGAGGGUAUCAAUUUGAGGAUGUUUUGGUUCAAUUUGAUUUUGAUAGUUCUAUGGUGGGAUUUAGUUCUUCACUUUUGAUGAGGGAUUCUAGUUGUUCUAAUUUUAGAUUUGGUUCCAUUUCUUCACAAUAGUUUUGAUGAUUAUUACUCUAAUUAUUGUUAUGGUUAUAUUUGAGGACGCAUACCAUAUAGAUUUUGUUAGAUUAUGGUGAAUUGUGAGUAGUUUUAUCAAUUUUGUAAUCACCUUUUCUUUCAUGUUUUUUUUUUUCUCUCUAUUUUGGUGUAUGUGUAUAUGGUGAGGGCAAUUUUGAUGUUGGAAUGGAAUAUUUCUAUUGUAUGAAAAUAAGCUUGAUCAGUUGAGUUAUCAUUUGGAAAUUUGGCU